Lasiodiplodia theobromae is the source of this 1128-nucleotide messenger RNA. RefSeq names its product Major intrinsic protein. The coding region runs from base 1 to 1128 and encodes 375 amino acids. Gene Ontology annotation, biological process: transmembrane transport. Lineage: Eukaryota; Fungi; Ascomycota; Dothideomycetes; Botryosphaeriales; Botryosphaeriaceae. Gene Ontology annotation, molecular function: water channel activity. The transcript has 3 exons. Gene Ontology annotation, cellular component: plasma membrane. The record is from RefSeq and is a predicted model, not a curated record.
AUGAAUAUCAACAGGCCUGCCGACAACCCUAUCGUAUUGCCCGGCAUGAGGGUCAAGACCAGCGAACGCCCUCCGCCGCGCCGCGUGCACGGCCUCAGCUGGCUGCCGCCCGCCAUGCGCAACCACAUCAUUGCCAUGCUGGGCGAGUUCACUGGCACCUUUCUCUUCCUGUUUUUCGCCUUCGCUGCAACUCAGGUCGCCAACACUGCUCCUCCUAGCAGCCAGAAGCCGAAUGUGGCUGUCCUCCUUUACAUCAGCCUGGCCUUUGGCUUUUCUCUUGCCGUCAACGUCUGGGUUUUCUUCCGUAUUUCGGGAGGGGUCUUCAAUCCUGCAGUCACCCUCGGACUCUGCCUGAUCGGAGCCGUUGGGUGGAUCAGGGGCUUCUUGAUCAUUCUCACACAGAUGGUUGGCGCCAUUGCUGCUGCUGGCAUCGUCUCGUGUCUCUUCCCAGGGCCUCUCAACGUCCGCACCACUCUUGGCCCUGAUACGUCAAUCGUCCGCGGCCUGUUCAUUGAGAUGUUUCUCACUGCCCAGCUCAUUUUCACCAUCUUCAUGCUGGCUGCCGAGAAGCACAAGGGCACCUUCCUCGCCCCGGUCGGCAUUGGCCUGUGCCUUUUCAUCGCAGAACUCGCAGGCGUCUACUUUACUGGCGGAAGCCUCAAUCCCGCCCGGUCCUUCGGCCCGGAUGUCAUUCUGCACACUUUCAAUGGCUACCACUGGAUAUACUGGGUCGGCCCGGCGUUGGGCGCGCUCCUGGCUGUCGCACUUUACCGUCUGAUCAAGGCACUCGAGUACGAGACGGCCAAUCCAGGAGCCGACUUUAACAAGCCAGAUGCCGAAGUUUUCUACCCGGACGAGGACCCUGGUGCCGGACGCCGAGGCCAUCAUUCCUCCGGCUACGACGGAACCACCGAGGCUUACGUUACCCCACAUGCCCCAACAAUUGCACUUCCAACGCCAUCCUCUACAGGUGGCCACCUGAACCGCUCUCGUCUUCAGUCAAUCGCAGGACAGACGGCUUCUGAAUAUUCCACUAGCCCCGACCACCGUUCUCAUCACUCCUUGGGUGAGGAUACUUAUAACAAAGCCCCAGGUGCGGAAGAGGGGAAUCUGGGUCUACCACGCUAA